AUGCUACAAAGUGAUAGUACCACCAAGAGUAAAGUAACAAAGGAAGUGGAUAACAUUAAAGUUGUGAAACGAAGGCGUAAACCCCCAAAAUCAUGUUCGUUUUGCCGUAAACGGAAAUUGAAAUGUGAUCAAAAGAAGCCUAUAUGUUCGAACUGUCUUUCAAGAAAGUUUGAUAGCUGUUUGUAUCCAGAUAGCUUUUUAAAUAAUGAUGUCUCGAGGCCCGAUAAUACUAUAUACGAACGCCAUACUUCUAUAAUCGAUCUAUCGACUAAAUCCGGCGCUGAUACGACAGAUUCCAGUGCAGAGAUUAAGAAUCCAUUCAGAAAUUAUUACUUCCUACAAUGCAAAUCAGAUGGUAGGCGUAUUUUAUAUGGUCCUACAUCUAGUCGAACUUUUAUCAUGAGAAAUAACUGGGGAUUUAUGGAGAAGUUUAGACAAUUAUGGUCUAAAGUCAAGAUAGAAAGAGAUAAAUGGAAAUCUAGGACUCACACCAAAAUGGCGGGAAAGUUUAAUGAUUUGGAAACAGUUGAGUUCGAAAAUAUCAAUCCAGUUUCUAAUAUAAACGCUGUGAUUGAAUUUUUACCAAAUUAUGAUCAUUGCCUACAGUUAAUGAAUGAGUUCUUUGAUUCUUUAAAUAGCGAUCUUUAUGAGAUCAGUGGUGCCCUAGACAAGCAGAAAGUGCUGAAUGAUUUAAAAAUAUCUGUAAUUACAGAUGAGGAUAAUAAUAUAAUUAAACUAAUACCGACUGGGAAAAAGAACUACUACAAAAUUGGUGUCAUUAUAAUGAUACUGAAUUUGACUCAUUUCAAGCAUGAUAUCCCAAAAGCAAUUCAAAAAUUUCUCGUAUGUUUGACUGGUGCAUCAUCUUCCAAACUAUUUUAUAUGGAAAGAGUACAAUUUUUGCUCUUAAGAUAUUAUUAUAAUUCUCUUUACACCAGCGCUGGUGAUGAUACAUAUUUAGUGACAUUGGUAGAAUCGUUGACUGCUGCCGCGCUUAGAGCAGGACUACAUUUGAAUAUUAAGACGUUGUACCAUCAUCAAGAAUCAGUCGUCGGGAAUUUAGUCUCUCUUGAAAAUCUAUGGACGUGGAUCCUUUUAUUUGACUUUAAGGCUGCUGUGCACGUGGGCUGCCCAUUAAAUAUAAGCUGCUCUGAAUUUUAUGAUUUUGAUGAAAAGGAACACUUAGAGAAUUUUGAACAGGCUUAUUAUCCAAGCACAGAUAACGUAAAAUUAUCUCCCAACACCCACGAUAUUAGGGAAUACGCCAUUGAUAAAAGCUUUUAUGGAAAAAUUAGAAGAUUUUUAAAUCUGGCACGACCAAUGAUAACUGAAAUUCAUAACAAGAACUGUGUUCCAAACAUGAUAGACAACUGUGACAAGUUGAUUAAGUUUUUAGAAACAGAAUUCUCUCCAAUAAACAAUUUCACUGAUGAAAUUUUAAUGGCAGAACUUCCCAUCUGCGAAUUCAAACAUGUACUAUGUGUAUUGGAUUUGAUGUCGACCUUCUAUUCGUUGAAUUUCGUCAUACUGAGUGCAAGGUCAAUUAAACUAAAAAAUUCAGCGACUCAAUCAUUCUUAAUCGGUCUCCAAAUUUGUAGGAAUUUAUUAAAAAAGCAUAUGAGAUGGAUAAACUUAGAUUUCCAGAAUAUUUCAAAAAUGAUGUUUUUUCUCCCGCCAUACCUGACCAUAAUAACAGCAAAUAUGACUGAGAUAAUGGGCAAACAAUUGAGUAUUUUCCAUGCGUUCCAUUAUCUUCAUGCAACCUUGUUUGAGAAUGGUAUAUUUCUUUCAGAAGACAUGCUUGAAAUUGACUGGGAUUUAUCUACUCUACAUGUACCGAUAGAUAAACCAAUCCCUAUGGGUACAGAAUUCAAACUCUAUAAAAACAUUUUAGAUGGAGGUUUACAGGAACAAGAAAUUAAAGAAGUGCUUUCAAGGUCGUAUCCAUUCAUGGUUGUCCUAUCAUUAGAGCGAGUUUAUAGAGCAGUGGUCAAAAAUGCUUUUGAAUACAGGAAAAGGGUUGAAAAGUCAUGGCUAUCAAACAAUAACAGUGCUUAUAUGACAUUGCCGGCGUCACGAGAUUCUUUUUUACUGCAUAGUAAAAAGCAGCGGGAACAGUUUGUUAAUGACCAUCAUACCAAUUAUAAUGAAGAGGAACAAGAAGAGUAUACAGAACCAACAAGAAAUCCGGAACCUACCGUAUUUCAAUUGUAUCAAAAACAACAGGAUCAUUAUAUCAAGUCAUUAAAUACCAAAAAAGCACCUUUAAACAGAAAAGAACCCAAGAGAGACAAAGAGCAUAUGAGCGUUCCUAGUUUCUGUUUUCCCUCCGACAUUAAUUCGGACUUUACUACAACGGAAUCACACGACCAGACUGAAAAUAGUUACGAACAAUCAAGUGCCAGUGAAGGUGACAACAUAAAAACACUGGCAGAUGAAUUCUGGACAAGUUAUAACGUCGGAUGGGAGCAACUAUUGGAUGAAACAGACACAAGCCUAUUUUUCGGCGAUCUUUGA
Messenger RNA from Kazachstania africana CBS 2517, 2517 nucleotides. It is a transcript of the gene YRM1, whose product is annotated as Yrm1p. The coding region runs from base 1 to 2517 and encodes 838 amino acids. The transcript has a single exon. NCBI's taxonomy places the organism in Eukaryota, Fungi, Ascomycota, Saccharomycetes, Saccharomycetales, Saccharomycetaceae. Gene Ontology annotation, molecular function: zinc ion binding; DNA-binding transcription factor activity, RNA polymerase II-specific. Gene Ontology annotation, biological process: regulation of DNA-templated transcription. The record is from RefSeq and is a predicted model, not a curated record.